GGGUCUCUGGGUCUGUGUCAAGUAUCCGGCGGCGCACUCGCAGCAAGAAUCAAGAAGAGGGGAGACGACAAGGAUAGGCCCAGGAGUAAUGGCGUCCAAAGAGGAACAAGUGGUUAAAACUCUCAACAUGGAAAAUGCGCAAUAGGAAAAUGAAAAAAAGGAUGAAAAAGAACAAAAUGCUAAUAAAGGAGAGCCCUUGGCCCUCCCUUUGGAAGCUGGUGAAUACUGUGUGCCAAGAGGAAAUUGUAGACUGUUCCGUGUUCGGCAGCCCAUCCUGCAGUAUAGAUGGGACGGGGGUCAGAGGCUUGGAGAGCCACAGGCAAGGAUGAGACAAGAGAACAGGGAAAGGGUUGGGGAGGAGAUGAGACAGCUGAUGGAAAAGCUGAGGGGAAAGCAGUUAAGUCAUAGUCUGCGGGCAGUCAGCACUGACCCCCCUCACCAUGACCAUCAUGAUGAGUUUUGCCUUAUGCCUUGAAUCCUGAUGUUUUCUCUUAAGUUAAUCGGGAUACACCUACUUUCUAAACAUACACGUCUGUAAUGUACCUUUGUUGUAAAUGUUUUGAU
Molecule: messenger RNA, 564 nt
Organism: Miniopterus natalensis
Lineage: Eukaryota; Metazoa; Chordata; Mammalia; Chiroptera; Miniopteridae
Source: RefSeq, a predicted model, not a curated record